Molecule: messenger RNA, 802 nt
Organism: Cucurbita maxima (winter squash)
Lineage: Eukaryota; Viridiplantae; Streptophyta; Magnoliopsida; Cucurbitales; Cucurbitaceae
Product: auxin-responsive protein IAA11-like
Exons: 5
Coding region: 41-637 (198 amino acids)
Biological process (GO): regulation of DNA-templated transcription
Cellular component (GO): nucleus
Molecular function (GO): protein binding
Source: RefSeq, a predicted model, not a curated record
CCAAAGAGAGAUACAGAAACAGACAAAGGAGUGUGCGCCAAUGUCGACGUCGGAGACGGUUCCACAGUCACCGGAAUCCGAUAUGACCCAAAUCAGCUUCGACGAAACUGAGCUCACCUUGGGACUUCCCGGAAACAAACUGAACGCCAAGCGUGGCUUCCAUGACACGGUCGAUGGUGGUGUCUGGAGCUCGACAAGUGAACCGAGGGACGGUCGCAACGAGCCAGAACUCGUCUCUUCUGGCGAUGGGCAAAAGCGGGCGGUAAUGGGUUGGCCGCCGGUGAGAUCAUACAGAAGAAAGACAAUAGAAAUGAGGUGCAAGUAUGUCAAAGUUGCGGCUGAUGGGGCGCCGUAUCUGCGUAAGCUCGACCUUGAGAUGUUCAAUGGCUAUCAAGACCUAUUCAUUGCAUUUGAGGAAUUGUUCACCUCCUUUCCCAUAUGUUGUGAUUACUUGGAAGAAGGGAACAAUUUGAACCCAAUGAAGAGAGGGGAUGAAUACUUACCAACUUAUGAAGAUAAAGACGGAGAUUGGAUGUUAGUUGGAGAUGUCCCAUGGAAAUUAUUUAUUGAAUCUUGCAAGCGUAUUCGUUUGAUGAAAGGUUCAGAUACCAUUGGGGCAGCUCCAAGAACACCAUGAAAAGGAGAAAAGGAGAGAUGGGGGAGGAUGCUUUUGGAUGGGCAGCUUUUUUCUUUUUUAAUUUAUUUUUGCAGUCAUGGCAUUGCCUUAAUGUGUUUAGGCCUUAGUUUUGUAUAAUAAAAUGUCGGUUUGGAAAGCAAUACAUACUUAGUCUUGUAUAUAGUU